Messenger RNA from Oxyura jamaicensis (ruddy duck), 2394 nucleotides. RefSeq names its product transmembrane protein 192 (gene TMEM192). Gene Ontology annotation, cellular component: late endosome; lysosomal membrane. The transcript is spliced from 6 exons. The coding region runs from base 99 to 905 and encodes 268 amino acids. NCBI's taxonomy places the organism in Eukaryota, Metazoa, Chordata, Aves, Anseriformes, Anatidae. The record is from RefSeq and is a predicted model, not a curated record.
UGCGGCUCCUCCUCGGGGCGUGGCGGGGGGACGGGGCCUGCGCCCGGCCGCGGGGCGCCGCUUAAAGGCGGCGGGGCGAGGCGGGGCGGGGCGCCGAGAUGGCGGCCAGGCGGCAGCCGGAGCUGGACAACGGGUCCUUGGAAAUAACACAGAGUUUAGAAGAUGAUCCUCUGCUGGAUGCACCUCUUAUUUUGUCUCAUACACUGCAUUCACAACUGAGGCCAAGAUUUCAUGCUAUCCCAGCAGUUUUCCUUGCCAAUUUUCUGUUGCUUAUACAUGUUGCUUUUGUUGUUCUAGCGUUUUUAGCAGCUAUGUUUUGUUCUUACCCUAAUCCAAACCAGGAUAAGUGCCCUGGAAACUAUACUCACCCACUGAAAGUGCAGACUGUCAUAAUCAUUGCAAAAGUAAUUCUGUGGAUUCUGCAUGUUUUUUUUGAGCGAUACAUCUACCACCACCACAGUAAAGUCAGAAGCAGAGGGUACUUCUCAAUAUAUCGAUCAACAAGACACCUAAAAAGGCUUCCACUUGUGAUACACUCUACAGGUAAUGCAGCCCUGCUUUUGAUUCUGUCAACCCAGCAUUCCUUUCCUGAUCACAGUAAAGUGUACCUGUAUCUUAUCUUGGGAGUCCUCGGUGUGGAGCUGAUUAGUUCACUGACCUGCUUGGUGAUUUACACAGUGAAAAUAAGCAACUUCAAUCGUGCAAAGCCAAGGCCUGACAUAAUUGAAGAAGAAAAGAUGUACGCUUACCCUAGUCACAUUACUUCAGAAGUUGGAUUCAGGGAAAACUCAAGUUUAGAAGAGAUAGUUGAGAAGCAAGGAGAUGUAAUAGAGUAUCUUCAGCGACACAAUGCACUGCUCAGCAAGAGACUGUUGGCGCUAACAUCUCAGCAAAUAAAAAGUUAAACUUUGGAAAACUGCUGUUGGAGCACAAGAGGGAAUAUGAGGCAAUGCAAUAUCCAAACUGUUUUGUACAAAUGACUCUUCAAUCAUCUUUCACACUUCAAAAUAGAAGUUAAACUGGAAGCAUGAGCUCUGCAUUUGCUGUAAGCCUGUUACAAUUGGACAUACUGGCUGCUUUCACAUCAGUUCUGAAGAAGAUCUGGAGCUUCAAGGAUUCUAAAAUCCUAAUAGGUUACAGUUGGACUUGAUGUAAUGGUUUAACUUCUUUCAGUUGUUGCUAUUAUUUUGCCCUACUGUAGUCUUGAAGUACUUUACAUUUCUGGACUAUAAAUUUGUUCUCAAGGAAAAGGUAAUUUUGCAGAGGAUGUCUUCACGGUCUGCAGCGCUGAAGUUGAGGACAAGACAUGUUCUGUUGCAGAAUUCUAUUACUUCCAGUGUUAGAGGUGGUAUACUUCAUUAACUCUAUACAAAAUAGUUGCUUUCUAGAUCUGCCCCCUUUUUCCCUCUGCCAAGAAAAGGAAUGUAUUGUUGCCUGUGCCAGCAGUGGAACUUGGCAUCCUGUUAAGAAAAACAAAGGCACUGAAUGCCCUAAAAUGGUAUAUUUCACAUGUGGUACAAAACAAGGUUAUGAUAAGCAAUCUGAGCAGCUGUUCAGAACGUUGGCUUUAAAUCUCCCAAGAGGUGUCUUCAGGGCUGCUGACAUUCUUUUUACUGAGAUUCUGUGUCAGCAAAGACUAAACAGAUUCUUGUUCUGUCUUCUCUGCCUACUGAACUAACACAAAUACUUGAAGCAAGCUCUCAAUGACCUGGUAAGCAAUUUGAGUGGCGUUUUAAGUUAGAUCCUGUACAAGGUGCUAUCACAAUUGCAGUUGCACUUGGUCUACAUCUUGAUUCAUAAAAAAUGACAGCAUCUUAAUGAAAACAAUGUGUAUGUGUGUGGUUUAAAAAAAUAAAAAGUUUUCUGGAAGUUGGAGAAACAAGAGUCUGCAGAUUGGGAAGGGGGGUGAAAGGACCAUUCUCCUCCAGGUACUACUUUGUCUACCAAUGUAGACUAAGCAUUAUUUUAGAAGCCAAUAUCUAUGGGAAGACAGGGUAAUCACUGGUCAAAACUUGGAAGAAGGUCUUCAUGGGAAGUUGUCUUGUGGUUGAAUGGGUGUGGGAGGGAAGACAGUCUUUCUAUUUUGGUACUGGGGCACAACUUUAGAAAUAAUUGUUCAGUGUGUAACAAAUAUGGAGGUUGAUAAACAAAUAUUGGGGAUUUUGCUGCUAUCCAACACUAAACUGUUCCCCUUAAUUGUUGUUGGUUUUUGUUUUUUUUUGAAAGUAAAAUCAAGAUUUUAUAAUAAACAUGUGAGGGAUACAAAUGUCUUUGGUUUUAGAACUCAGGUUUUGAUGUGAUUGUGUGUACUGAUUUAUAUAACUUCUGUGAAAAGCAGUGAAAUGUGACUGUGACGUUCAUGCACAAUAAAUGCAACUAAGGAAAAGUGUGAAA